Molecule: messenger RNA, 1233 nt
Organism: Bradysia coprophila
Lineage: Eukaryota; Metazoa; Arthropoda; Insecta; Diptera; Sciaridae
Product: trypsin-like
Biological process (GO): proteolysis
Molecular function (GO): serine-type endopeptidase activity
Source: RefSeq, a predicted model, not a curated record
UGUUUUUGCAUAUUAAAAAACAGCGUGUCGUCUCGUCUAUAUAUUAGUUAGUAACGAGACCUCAUCUAGACAAGUGUUUUUUGUUAUAAUUUGAUAAAACGUCGUAAAAGAAAAAAAAAUGAAAUCGAUUCACGGUUCGAUAUUGAUGUUGUCGCUGAUUGUUUGGGCAGAUGUGAAUGGACAAAUAAUUUCACCGUAUCAAGCUUCCAUUCGCUUGUAUGACAAUUUUUUACCGAGUGGCAGCGAUAAUAUCAAUCUCUGUAACGGGGCAAUCAUCCAUGAAAGUUAUGUUCUAACGACUGCCGAUUGCAUGCAUUCUCGGAUACGUUCUGCUAAUCUAAGUCGUCCAUACAAUCCGUCAAUGAUUUACGUUGCAGCAGGAUCCUUUGCGGCUAAUCCAACGAAUACGCGUUAUGUUGACUCAAUUACAAUCCACGAAAAUUACAACCCUGACACGCUGGCGAAUGAUAUCGCUUUGGUGAAGGUCAACGAGCCGUUCCCACUGAGAAAUAACCUUGUAAUUCAGUGGAUUGCCUUAGACGUUAAGAAUGCCAGAUACGACAACUGCUUCAUCAGUUUUCAGAAUCAAACGUCGACACGCUACCCAUAUACAUCACCUCAGGCAAUUUAUGUUAUGGACAAUUGGUUUUGUAACAAGGGGGCGAUCGAAACCAAUUCUACCGAACGAUUUAGUGACAUCUGUUCUCACUAUCUCUUUAACGACAGCGGAAUGUGCAAGCUCCAGCCAACCCAAUUUCAAAUUAGCAGUGACAGAGGAACUCCGCUAGUCUGCAACAACCAUGUCACCGGACUGUUAUCUCAAAUUCAGCCACCGAGAAAUGAUUCCAACACAUCCGCUUCAUGUGAAACGACAUUGAAAACCUGGGCAUUCUACACGAAAGUCUCCGAUUUCACUGAAUGGAUUCAUCUGAACAUUGCUCGGCAACAGCCGACCGCAGCACCUGGACAGCAACCCGUCACUUAUCCUCCAUAUUACACUCCACCUCAGUCCACCACCCAACAACAACCACACGGUGACAAGCCUAAAGGAAACAACGCUAGCAGUUUAGCGAAGUCAGUGUCAACUGUUCUAGCUUGUUUAUGGAUCGUUUUUAAUUUUUUAAUUUAUUAAAUCGAUGAAUGCUGGGGCGUGGUUAUGUCUGCCUGUGUUGAAUGUAUUAUUAAGUUUAAUAAAUUAAUAAAAAGAAGAUAAUGUUUGCCAGAUAAAGCAUA